AUGAGUGCUAUAAUGCGCGAGAGCCUCCGCCGCUUGGCCGGCUCCGCCUCCGAAGACGGCAUGGAGUCGAGACGUGGUAACACCAGGAGGGUGCGAGUCGAGCUGCUAGACGGAGAUUAUAUCAGCGUGGAUGUAGACCGUAAGGCGCGUGGCGGCGACCUUCUGGACAAGGUGUGCAUAGACCUGGAAAUAACCGAAGUCGACUACUUCGGUCUGCUGUAUACUUGCCGCGGUGACACCCGCUCCUGGAUGAACCUGGAGAGGCGACUAUCGAAGACAUUCAGAAACGAUCCGUGGGAGGUGCGUUUCGCGGUGAAGUUCUACCCGCCAGAGCCAUCGGGGCUGCGCGAUGAUAACACCCGAUACCAACUGGCGCUCGCGGUGCGCAGGGAUCUGCUAGAAGGCCGAUUGGCAUGCUCGCAAAUCACGCACGCCCUGCUGGCGUCGUACAUACUCCAGGCGGAGUUGGGAGAUCGCGAAACGCGAGUGGACGGGGCGAGACUGGCCCUCCUGACGGUUCUGCCCCAGACCCUGGCCUUGGACCUGGAGGACCAGGUCGACGAGCUGUACGGGAAGCACAGGGGCCAAACGCCAGCCGAAGCGGAGCUGAGCUACCUGGAGAACGCCAAGAAGCUGUUGCUGUACGGCGCCGAACUCCAUUCGGCCAAGGACUCUGAUGAUGUGGACAUCGCGCUGGCGGUCUCCUCCCGAGGGGUCACCAUCCUCAGGGACGGGGUGCCGAUGAACCGCUUCCCGUGGACGAUGAUCACGAAGAUCAGCUACAAGAAGCGCUCCUUCUCGCUGCGGCUGCGGCCGGCCGAGUGCGAGGAGCACGAGACUAGCCUCGGCUUCCGGCUCUGCUCGUCGCGCGGCUGCAAGAAGCUGUGGCGGUGCUGCGUCGAGUUCCACAUAUUCUUUAGGCGGGCGGCGCCGGUGCGCGUGGAGCGGGUGCCGGGCUGGCCGCGUCUGGGGCGGCGCCACCUCUCGUGCCGCCGCACGCUGCGCCAGCUCGCCCCCACCGCACCACCGCACCCACCACCACCACCGCCGCCGAUGGCCUGCGCCUCC
Molecule: messenger RNA, 1068 nt
Organism: Iphiclides podalirius (scarce swallowtail)
Lineage: Eukaryota; Metazoa; Arthropoda; Insecta; Lepidoptera; Papilionidae
Source: the annotation of a GenBank genome assembly